AUGGGCUCGGUAGAAAAGUGUACAUGCGUUGAAGAUCCACACAACGUGGGAAUUCUCACGGAGGUCCUGCGUUACCAAAGCGCAUGUCAGUUGGCGCAGCAACUCGCAGAUCUCACAGCAGAGGAACUUCACUCCGAUCGCCACGAGAGUAAAGGUCUAAUGACGGCAGUUAUUUUUGAAGGACUCAAAGCCGCUGCAGUUGCCACUCCUCCUCCUCCACCUUCUACAAUUAAUACUAAUACUAAUACUAAAACUAUUAGUAAUAGUAAUACUAAUAGUAUGGGAAGAAACUGCACGUGGGAGGAGUCUACACGCACUUGGGUCCACCCGGUGUUGGAUGUCUAUCGUCGGGCGCGUGUGUACGAGGCGGGUAGCGAUAACGUCACAUCAGUUCAAACACUUGAGGGUGUUGUGCUUGCGAAAGGAUGUGUGUUAGGUGUACUACGCAGUGAGUCCACUAACAAAGAACAGGGACAAGAACAAGAAGAAGAAGAAACAAAACGUGAAGUUCCGUUGGAAACAUUGAAACUCGUUGAACCGAUAUCACUCUAUCAUGAUGCGUUAUUACCGGCGUUUGAGUGUAUUUCAGCACAUCGGGCCUCACGUAGUGCCGUGCAUUGGUUUCUUGAGAAACUCUGCGGUGCCCCAACCAAACUUCUCACGUCAUUUAAUCAGAAACGCCGACGUGCUUGGGCUCUCGCAGAUCGUCUGACAAUUCUUUUCUUCGAAGAACGCAGACGUUUAGCGAAGAUGAAGGAACGUCUGGUGCGAGAAUCCGCUGCGGGUAUUACCCUUAAAUAUAUUAAACUUGUUUCAGCUGAAGAGGAAGAAGAAGAAGAAAGGGAUGGUAUGAUGAUGCUAAAAAUACACAUUCAAGAUAAUACUGAGGAUAAAUGGUUUUACAAUGCCUGUAUGGGACAAAAUAAACCAACGAAUCUUUAUGAUAUUCACAUCACAUUGCAGAUACGUACGGAACAUGUGGAACGACUACGGAAGUUAGCGGCCUGUUGUGUGGAUGAACACUUUCGUAUGGCGUUAGCCCUUUUGUUGUUACGAUAUGCCGGUUUGAGUGGUGGAAAGUGGGAACAAGAAUCUGGAUGGCAUGCGGGAGUACCGUCAAGUGUGUUUGAUGUACUUGUUUCUACUUUUCAUGUUAGAGCCGAAUGUUUUGCGAGUCCGUUGAAUAGUACACUUCCACAGUACUUCUCUGCAUUCCCAGAUACCGAUUCAUUUUUUGGAUGUUGUGGUAACUUCUUUAAUUCGGAUGAAGUCUUACAAUUAGGGGAAUCCAAUCCAAAUGAAAAGACGGAAAAUAAAGGUAUACUCUCAUUAGAGGCAAACCCACCAUUUGAUCAUGAAGUGAUUGCCGCUGGAUUGAGACGUGCUUUGGAGUAUUUAGAGAAAAUACCUCCAACCAUACCACUUUCAUUUGUAUUCAUACUUCCAGAUUCUACACAAGCCAAUGGAAUAGCGGUACGUCAGGAGGCGGAGGAAAGUCGCUUCUUUCGUGGUGGUUGUGUACUCUCACCGCAGCAAUCUAUGUAUGUUCAUGGAGCUCGUCACAUUGUUCGCACUGCAGAUAACAGAAAUGGAAAGAGUUUAAAUGUUCACAAGCGUCGGCGCAGUCCAUCGCCUACGAACGAUGAACAUUUAGUGGCAUUAUCAUGUGCAACAAGAAUUUUGGUUUUACAGAAUGAUAAAGCGGCUACGAUGUUACCAGCAGAGGUGGGAUUAAAUAAAGUGCGAUCCGUUUGGGAAAGUCUCUCCUCUACUCGUGGUGUGCAAUGA
Trypanosoma theileri is the source of this 1788-nucleotide messenger RNA. Its product is annotated as putative phosphorylated CTD-interacting factor 1-like. Gene Ontology annotation, molecular function: RNA polymerase II C-terminal domain binding; mRNA (2'-O-methyladenosine-N6-)-methyltransferase activity. The record is from RefSeq and is a predicted model, not a curated record. The transcript has a single exon. The coding region runs from base 1 to 1788 and encodes 595 amino acids. Lineage: Eukaryota; Euglenozoa; Kinetoplastea; Trypanosomatida; Trypanosomatidae.